CCCCCCCGACCCCACGUGGUUGGAGGUUUCCAGAAGCGCUACCGCUGGGGCGCCGCGCAGCUCUUGGCCGUCCGAACGCGUUUGCCGCUUCGUACUUUCACCAUCUAGCGCCAUGAUAAGUGCUAGCCGAGCCGCGGCAGCUCGUCUUGUCGGCGCCGCAACCUCCCGGGGCCCCACAGCCGCGCGCCACAAGGAUGGCUGGAAUGGCCUUAGUCAUGAAGCUUUUAGAAUUGUUUCAAGGCGGGACUAUGCAUCAGAAGCAAUCAAGGGAGCAGUUGUUGGUAUUGAUUUGGGCACUACCAACUCCUGUGUGGCGGUUAUGGAAGGUAAACAAGCAAAGGUGUUAGAGAAUGCUGAAGGUGCCAGAACCACCCCUUCAGUUGUGGCCUUUACAGCAGAUGGUGAGCGACUUGUUGGCAUGCCGGCCAAGCGACAGGCUGUCACCAACCCAAACAACACAUUCUAUGCCACCAAGCGUCUCAUUGGCCGGCGAUAUGAUGAUCCUGAAGUACAGAAAGAUAUUAAAAAUGUGCCCUUUAAAAUUGUCCGUGCCUCCAAUGGAGACGCCUGGGUUGAAGCUCAUGGAAAACUCUAUUCUCCAAGUCAGAUUGGAGCGUUCGUGUUGAUGAAGAUGAAAGAGACUGCAGAAAAUUAUUUGGGGCAUACAGCAAAAAAUGCUGUGAUCACUGUUCCAGCUUAUUUCAAUGACUCUCAGAGACAGGCCACUAAAGAUGCUGGCCAGAUAUCUGGACUAAAUGUGCUUCGAGUAAUUAAUGAACCCACAGCUGCUGCUCUGGCCUACGGUCUAGACAAAUCAGAAGACAAAAUCAUUGCUGUAUAUGAUUUAGGUGGUGGAACUUUUGAUAUUUCUAUCCUGGAAAUUCAGAAAGGUGUAUUUGAGGUGAAGUCCACCAAUGGAGAUACGUUCUUAGGUGGUGAAGACUUUGACCAGGCCUUGCUACGACACAUUGUGAAGGAAUUCAAAAGAGAGACGGGGGUUGAUUUAACCAAAGACAACAUGGCACUUCAGAGGGUUCGGGAAGCUGCUGAGAAGGCUAAGUGUGAACUCUCUUCAUCUGUGCAGACUGACAUUAAUUUGCCAUAUCUUACGAUGGAUGCUUCUGGACCCAAGCAUUUGAAUAUGAAGCUGACUCGUGCUCAGUUCGAAGGGAUUGUCACUGAUCUAAUCAGGAGAACCAUUGCCCCAUGCCAAAAAGCCAUGCAAGAUGCAGAGGUCAGCAAGAGUGACAUCGGAGAAGUGAUUCUUGUUGGUGGCAUGACUAGGAUGCCCAAGGUUCAGCAGACCGUACAGGAUCUCUUUGGCCGAGCCCCAAGCAAAGCUGUAAACCCUGAUGAGGCUGUGGCCAUCGGAGCUGCCAUUCAGGGAGGUGUAUUAGCUGGUGAUGUCACAGAUGUGCUGCUCCUGGAUGUCACUCCCCUGUCUCUGGGUAUUGAGACUCUGGGAGGUGUUUUUACCAAACUUAUCAACAGAAACACCACUAUCCCAACCAAGAAAAGCCAGGUGUUUUCUACAGCUGCUGAUGGUCAGACUCAAGUGGAGAUUAAAGUGUGUCAGGGUGAGAGAGAGAUGGCUGGAGACAACAAACUUCUUGGACAGUUUACUUUGAUUGGAAUUCCCCCAGCCCCUCGUGGAGUCCCUCAGAUUGAAGUUACAUUUGACAUUGAUGCCAAUGGGAUUGUACAUGUUUCAGCAAAAGAUAAGGGUACAGGACGUGAGCAGCAGAUUGUGAUCCAGUCUUCUGGUGGGUUAAGCAAAGAUGAUAUUGAAAAUAUGGUUAAAAAUGCAGAAAAGUAUGCGGAAGAAGACCGGCGAAAGAAGGAACGAGUUGAAGCUGUUAAUAUGGCUGAAGGAAUUAUUCAUGACACGGAAACAAAAAUGGAAGAAUUCAAGGACCAAUUGCCUGCUGAUGAAUGCAAUAAGCUAAAAGAAGAGAUUUCCAAAAUGAGGGAACUUCUGGCUCGGAAAGACAGCGAAACAGGAGAAAACAUAAGGCAGGCGGCAUCUUCCCUUCAGCAGGCAUCACUGAAGCUCUUCGAAAUGGCAUACAAAAAGAUGGCAUCUGAGCGAGAAGGCUCUGGAAGUUCUGGCACUGGGGAACAAAAGGAAGAUCAAAAGGAGGAAAAACAGUAAUAACAAUAAACUUCGGAGUCAAAAUA
Lontra canadensis (Northern American river otter) is the source of this 2178-nucleotide messenger RNA. RefSeq names its product heat shock protein family A (Hsp70) member 9 (gene HSPA9). Gene Ontology annotation, cellular component: mitochondrion; cytoplasm. The transcript has 17 exons. NCBI's taxonomy places the organism in Eukaryota, Metazoa, Chordata, Mammalia, Carnivora, Mustelidae. Bases 113 to 2152 code for a protein of 679 amino acids. Gene Ontology annotation, biological process: protein refolding; cellular response to unfolded protein. The record is from RefSeq and is a predicted model, not a curated record. Gene Ontology annotation, molecular function: ATP binding; ATP hydrolysis activity; misfolded protein binding.